Molecule: messenger RNA, 1224 nt
Organism: Penicillium subrubescens
Lineage: Eukaryota; Fungi; Ascomycota; Eurotiomycetes; Eurotiales; Aspergillaceae
Product: FAD-dependent oxidoreductase
Exons: 1
Coding region: 1-1224 (407 amino acids)
Molecular function (GO): monooxygenase activity; FAD binding
Source: RefSeq, a predicted model, not a curated record
AUGUCAACUUCAAAUUGGCGCCCCGGCAAGCGAGUUGCCAUCGUUGGAGGAGGACCUGGAUCAAUUUCAACAGGCCUAGCCUUCAUCAAACGAGGCUACGAUGUGCGUCUUUAUGAGCGACAACCAGAAUGCAAAGCCAUUGGAGGUGCAGUUCUCUUAUCAACUCCUGUCUUGGCUAUUCUUCGAUCCUACGGUUUGAACGAGGAAAAUUUUGGCUCCUACACAGUGACUUAUUUCAAGAAUAAGUCCGGUGCAGAACGUGUCAAGUUACCCUUCAACGCGGAUGUUGAGAGAAGCAUGGGCAUCAAAGGUUGGCACUACGGUGUUCUCCGUUCUUCCAUUUUCAAAAAGAUGUUAGAGCUUGUACCCGAGGGUGUGAUUCAUGCCGAUCAUGAGUUCACGUCUUACACCGAGCUUGAAGACGGCGUUGAACUCUCUUUCAAGAAUGGCCAUCAGAUCACAGCCGAUAUUCUUAUUGGAGCGGAUGGAAUUCAUUCUAGGGUAUCACGACAAGCCUUUGGUGAGCCUAACCUAUUCCACACCGGAAUUCGGCUCUGGCUUGCCUGGUGUGAUUAUAUCCCCGGUAUUCCACCAAACGAAGGUGCUAUUUCACACGACUUUCAACAUCAGGCUAGCUUUUUCCCGAUGAUGCACGACGGCAAACCAGGAUUUGAGUGGUGGGUGGUUGAACCAUCGUGGGAUGGGAAACCUGUCCCGGAAGAUCCUAAAGCACACCUUACCGAGAUUCUAAAGGACUGGGCAGAGCCGAUGCCUCGAUUUUUAGAAGCCACCAACUUCGACACUCAAGUGUAUCGAUGGGAGAUCUUCAAUCGGCCGUCGAUGAAGAAAUGGUCCAAAGGUCGGAUUGUGUGCGUCGGUGAUGCUGUGCACCCGGUGUCGCCCUAUGCCGCAUAUGGCAUGGGCAUGGCAAUCGAGGACGGUUACUUUCUUGCUAGGGCACUGGAUGGGGUCGACCUGCGUGACUUGCGUGCGGUUAACGCCGGAUUUGAGGUUUACGAGGAAGAACGAGUCGACUAUGUGAACCACAAUAUGGAAUUUGCCCGUUUUCUGGGCAGAAUGUUCCAUUCUAUUCCUCGACCCCUCGCCACCGUUCGCGAUAUGAUUUUCGACUAUACUCCGUUGCUGAGCCAUUUCCUCAAGGAUGGUUACCUCAAAAAGUCAGAAGAGGAAACUCUUCGUCUGAAGGAGCUUCGGGUGAUCUGA